AUGCAGUUUCUUGAAGAAAACAUGAAAUUAGAGUGCAAGUGCCAUGGAGUUUCAGGAUCUUGUACUACUAAGACAUGCUGGACAACCCUUCCUAAAUUCCGGGAGCUGGGCUACAUCCUUAAGGACAAAUACAAUGAAGCAGUUCAGGUUGAACUGGUGAGGGCAAGUCGCAACAAGCGUCCAACCUUCCUUAAAAUAAAGAAGCCACUGUCCUACCGCAAACCCAUGGAUACAGAUUUAGUGUACAUAGAAAAAUCUCCAAAUUACUGUGAAGAAGACCCUGUCACUGGCAGUGUGGGAACACAGGGCAGAAUGUGCAACAAAACAGCCCAGCAGACCAAUGGCUGUGAUCUGAUGUGUUGUGGUCGAGGUUACAAUACACACCAGUACUCACGAGUGUGGCAGUGCAACUGUAAAUUUCAUUGGUGCUGCUAUGUAAAGUGUAAUACGUGCAGUGAAAGAACAGAAGUGUACACCUGUAAAUGAAAGUGUGGCUGGGGAAGGUGACUCUAGAUCCCUAGGAAUGAAUACAUUUGCACAUGAGCUCAACACAACUACUCAAGACUGUAGCAAAGACCUGCUUUCUUCCAAAAGAAAAGCUAAUGAACGGAUCUGUCUUUUCCUCUCAUGUUUCAGUACUUAUGUGGAUACACAUUAAAGACUUGUAUAAAUUAUCCCAAAAAC
Mauremys reevesii (Reeves's turtle) is the source of this 684-nucleotide messenger RNA. Its product is annotated as protein Wnt-7a. The transcript has 2 exons. Gene Ontology annotation, biological process: canonical Wnt signaling pathway; multicellular organism development; neuron differentiation. The record is from RefSeq and is a predicted model, not a curated record. Lineage: Eukaryota; Metazoa; Chordata; Testudines; Geoemydidae. Bases 1 to 486 code for a protein of 161 amino acids. Gene Ontology annotation, molecular function: cytokine activity; frizzled binding. Gene Ontology annotation, cellular component: extracellular region.